UUUGAUCCUAUGCCCAGCUUGUACACCAUCGUUGCGGUUAUCGUAUCUACUAACGUCCGACGCCAAAGGAUUCUAUGAAUAUUUACAACUGCAGCUUAUUGAAGAUCCACAGGAAUAUUCUACCACCUCGAUGAUUACCGGAGUCUCGUCGAUCUCCACUGAAAACAGCUUUUUCAAUCUAAAACUCAACUCGUAUACUUACAUCGCGCAGAAUUUAUUUUGUCAUUAUAUCUGUUGUACUUUGGCUCAAGAGUGACAAAGAGGCUUACGCUCAUUAUCAUUGUCAGAAUAAAGAAGAGCAGCUGGAAGAAGCUGAACACGGACAAGGGAGGAAGCCUUACGCGCAAUAUAAUCAAUAAUAUAUUAGGAUCAUGUACGGCGAAGGUGGAUGCACAAAUUGCGAAGGGGACUGCGAUACUGGAUGCGGUUGCUCUUCCUGUCCUACCCAUAGAUGUAAUUCAAAAAAAAAAUAUAUCGCAGAUCCUACGAAGGGGUCUGUCAAAAUCCCGGUGAAACCACCUGGAAGCAAUUACGUCAUGCAAAUCAUUAACUGCGGCGUAAAAAACGACAAUUUAUACGAGACAAAGCUCCUAUUGGCACCGGAAAUCGACAUGUCGUCGGUGAAGAUCACAGUAAAAAAUGAUAAUCUUAGAGUGACCGCAGUUCACCCCCUGGGGGAUCUAGAGAAUCAGCUUCCGGGAAUCGUUGAAAAAUCGGCUUUGGGGGAUCUGGUCAGGAGAACCUUGAAACAUUGCGAAAAUUUUCUGAUACCUGAAGAAAUAGACGCCAGUAAAGUUCGCGCGGUGAUGAACAACGACAGAAUUCUUAUUCUUACUGCGCCUCCGCAGAAGGCUGUGCAAAAGGAAAAAAAAUUACGAAAGUGCAAUAAAUGCCGAUGAAAAAUCCGCUCGCAAUCUAUUUUGUAAUUCAUUUUAAUAACAAUUCAGAAUCUUGAGGUCGGGAUGUGCAUUAUUCACAAAACAAAAAGCUUGUCAGAUCAACCCCCAUAAAUUCGUCCAUGUCCGUUAAAUCAGGGUGCACUUCAUUCAUCUUUUACUUCCCAGAUUUAAUAUUAUCUGAUUUGGAACACUAUCAUUAUGAAAUGUAAUAGAAAACGAUAGAAUGUAAGACUUGUAUAAUUCAUGGAGUGUCACAUUGCGUAGUCGCAUGAAAUUCGCACGAGAUAAUCAUUUCCUGUCCAUCCCGCUUCAAGAAAGGGGGUGUUGUCUUGAAAACCGGAGUUUCUUUAUUUUAAAAUAAUACUCGUCGAGGCGAUUUUUUUUUCUUUGAGUAUCUCAGAGAUGAAUCUUCCGAGGUCUCGACGGGCGACGUAAAAGAUUACAAACUUUGCACAAAGUAUAUACAUCCCUAUGUAUAAUGUG
This is a messenger RNA of Athalia rosae (coleseed sawfly), 1382 nucleotides long. RefSeq lists its product as uncharacterized. The transcript has 3 exons. Lineage: Eukaryota; Metazoa; Arthropoda; Insecta; Hymenoptera; Athaliidae. Bases 372 to 899 code for a protein of 175 amino acids. The record is from RefSeq and is a predicted model, not a curated record.